Molecule: messenger RNA, 438 nt
Organism: Hylaeus anthracinus
Lineage: Eukaryota; Metazoa; Arthropoda; Insecta; Hymenoptera; Colletidae
Product: protein ecdysoneless homolog
Exons: 3
Coding region: 1-438 (145 amino acids)
Source: RefSeq, a predicted model, not a curated record
AUGGAGAGAGAGGAUGAUGAAGACGAUGAAAUUUACGAUCAAGAUGAUGAAGGCAACGAUGAAAAAGAUGAUGAAAUUGAUGAAAAGGACGAUGAAGAAGAUAAUGAAAUUGACGAUGGAAAUGAUGAAGAAGAUGAUAAAAUUGGCGAUAAAGAUAACGAAAUUGACGAUGAAUAUAUGAUAAAGAGGAUGAUUAAGAAGAUUACGAAAUUGAUGAAGAAGAUGGUGAAAAAGAUGAUGAAAUUUGAGAUGAAAAUGAUAACGAAGAUGAUGAAAUUAGCGAUGAAAAUAGUGAAGAGGAUGAUGAAGAAUAACGAUAAAGAUUUUGAUGAAGAUAAUGAAGACGAUGAUGAAAUUGACGAUGAAGACGAUGAUGAAAAUUAUAAAAUUAAUGAAGAGGAUAACGAAAAAGAUGAUGUAAAGAUAGCAAGACGAUGA